UCCUUUAAGUGACUGACGUUCAGAGAACGAUAUGCCUGGCUCCUCAAUAUGCCUUGUCCUCAUCUCUCUCCUCUGGCAGCUCACAGGGUCAGCAGCCUCUGGAGCCCUGAAAGAGCUGGUCGGUGCCCUUGGUGGGUCUGUGACUUUUCCCCUAAAUGUCACAGAAAAGCAGGCUGACAGUAUUGUCUGGACCUUUAACAAAACUAGUCUUGUCAGCGUACAGCCAAUGGGAGACGAAAAAGUCAAUGCCAUCGUGACCCAAAGUCGCAAUAAGGAAAGGAUGGAGUUCCUAGGUAAAGGCCACUCCCUGAAGCUCAGCAAACUGAUGAAGAAUGACUCGGGUGUCUACCAUGUGGAGAUAUACGGUUCAUUCUCCCCGUCCCCCAUCACCCAGAACUAUGUGCUGCGUGUCUAUGAGCACCUGUCAGAGCCCAAAGUCACCAUAGGUCUGCAAAGCAGUAAGAAUGGCACCUGCACAACCAACCUGACAUGCUCUAUGGCAACUGGAGGAGAGGAUGUGACUUACAGCUGGAAGGCCCUGGGGCAAGCAGCCAACAAGACCCUUGAUGGCUCCAUCCUCCCUGUCUCCUGGAGACAAGAGGAAGGGGAUAUGACCUUCAUCUGCAUGGCCAGGAACCCCAUCAGCAUCAAGUUCUCGAGCCCCAUCCUUGUCAGGAAGCUCUGUGAAGGUGUCGCAGAUUCCUCCACGAUCUUCCUGUAUAUCCUGCUGGUGUCCAUCCCGCUCAGCCUCCUUGUACUGUGGCUAGUUCUUCUGAUUAUGCGGAGAGGGAGAGGAAAAGAGUGCAUUGAAGAGAAGAAGAAAACAGACAUUCAUCAGGAAACUCCUAACUUCUGUCCCCAUUCUGGAGAGACCACAGACUACGACACAAUCUCUUACAAAGAUGAAACUACUCAAAAGGAAGAUCCACUGAAUACGCUUUAUGCCACUGUGCAGAUACCAAAAAAGAUGGAGGAUCCUCACUCGCUGCCCACCGCACCAGGCACAUCCCAGCUGUUCAGCUAUGAGAAUGUCAUCUAGACAGCAGUCCACUCCCUCGAGUGUUACCUUCAGAAGAAGUCAAAAGACUUCACUGAUUUGACCAGAAAUAUUAAGGAAGAAUGAGGAACACUGACUUCCUUCCAGAAUAAACCAUCCUUUAGACUCCUUCGGAUUUAAGAAUUAAUAAUUCUACCAACCAGUGAGAAAUCUCCUCACACCCAAAAUGUGUGACUAUCCCUGCCUGGAAAUGUGACUAUGGAUGUGCGGACAACCUCAAGAAAAGGGCUUAGAAGCAUCUCCGUAAAAAUGUAAAUUCAGAGUCACAGGGAUAAAUGACAGCCUCUGUCAUAUUAAUGAUGACUCCAGGUCAGGUCCUGGAGUCUGAUUCCAUCCUGGGGCUUGGAGGAAUAUACCCAAGAGUCAGGAAUAUACCCAGGUCUGAAAUAUACCCAACAGUCUGUUUGCCAGGAGGGCAAGAAGACCAGAACAGACAUACAUGUCCAGCAGAAGCAGAUGUAGCUGCCAAAAAUGGAUUUAUUCAUUGACUUAUCAACUAUGUGCCUGGCACUGCCCUGAGCUUACACUGAUCGGUCUGACAUGCUCUCUACACUCUUGACAUGGCUCCUCAUGUACCACUUUCAUGGGCAGUUGCAGCAGGCCUGACCACAGUUUCCCAGAGGGUCAGGUGUGAAUCCAUAGGACUUGAAAAUCAAAGUGCACAAAGGCAGAGGAUCUAAGUAGAAGACCACGUUUGUCAGGCACCAUAGACGGAGACUCAGAAGUGUGUGUGCCACAAUGACAAGGACCUCUGGCCAAGCUUCAUUUACACUUUUGUGCUGCAAGAGAAAUGCCUAGGCCUUAAGUCUUAUGAAGAGGCCUUGUUGAUGGAGAAACCAAGCUUGAAGACACGUUUUAGAUAUAAGAGACUUGGAGUCAGAUAGUGGGUGAUGGGGGGAGUUAUUUGCAAACCUUUAAAGUUUGCUAAUUCAUUACAUAAAUAUUUAUUGAGGCCA
This is a messenger RNA of Microcebus murinus (gray mouse lemur), 2013 nucleotides long. It is a transcript of the gene SLAMF7, whose product is annotated as SLAM family member 7. The record is from RefSeq and is a predicted model, not a curated record. Gene Ontology annotation, cellular component: membrane; external side of plasma membrane. Lineage: Eukaryota; Metazoa; Chordata; Mammalia; Primates; Cheirogaleidae. Gene Ontology annotation, biological process: T cell activation.